AACUUAGCCAGAGGAACUAUUGCGCCCGAAAUUGUCGAGGCGUACGCAACCCCUGUGACCCCCCUCCCUCCGACGAAUUCAAAAAACACAACGCGCGAGGAGGGCUUCUUUUUUUUAUUUAUUUUUUUAUCUUUUUUUUUUUACCAUUCACGUCGUCAUCGUCGAAACGGCAAAUUUCAUUUCACUGAUUUUUUUUUCUUCCAUGCCCAAUAAACCAAUCAACCAAUCAACCAACCCCUUGUUCUACUCUGUUUUUUAUUUUAAUCAUUUUUCUCUUCUUUUUUUCUUUGAAGGGAGGAUAAUUUUGAUUUGACCAGAAAACAAAACAAAAAGAAAAAAAGAAUUCGCGUGUGUUGAGUUCAAUGUGUAAUUUUGUUCAAUCACAAAAAUAAUUUGUUGUUCGAAAAGUUAAAAGGAGGAUAAACCAAUCAUGGUUUGUGUGAUACUUUGAAAAAAAAUAUAUCAAGUGGUGAAAAAAAAAGAAGAAGAAAAAGAAGAAGUAGGAAGAUAAGAAGAAGAACUAAAGAAAAGAAGGGGAAGAAAAAAAAACUAGAAAAAACAAUGCCGAGAGCUUUUCUGAUAACUCAUCGCCGAUACAACGGCGUCGAGGAGGAGUUCGAUACUUCCGCUGGAGGUCAAAGUCCUGAACGAGGGGUUAGGUUAGCAGAAUAUGGCAGUGUUCAGCCUACUUCCGAUGGUGCUAGCGAAUGCGGUAGCGAGACCUCCUCGGAAUGUCCUGAAGAAUUGUACAACCUUACGAAACUUGCGGAAGUUAGCCUUGCUGCAGCAGCUGGUACCCUAAUUCAUCCUAACAAUGUGAUCUAUCAACGAUCAAGUUCACCAAGAUUUAACGAAACCGUUGAUAAAUGUCAUAGAACUAUUGUACCCAGAUCUAAAGAUCAUCAUCAUUAUCAUCACCAUCAUAAUAAUAAUAAUAAUAAUAAUAAUAAUAAUAAUAAUAAUCUUCAUCAUCAACCCCAAAGAAUUCAGGAACGGCGAACUACACUUGAGGAUAAACAAAGUUUGGAAAAAAGUAGAUUAUUCUACGAGAAUAUUGAAAAUGAACAAGAGGUAGUUGGAAUUAAAAGACUGUCACCUCAUCAUCAACGUAUUCAUCAUAGAAAUCAUCAUCAUAAUAAUAAUAAUAAUAAUAACAAUAAUAAUAAUAAUAAUAAUAAUAGUCAAACGCAUCAUUUACGAGAAGAAAUUACAUUACCGACUGAGAAGAAAAUUGAAUUAUCAACAAAGACAAAUAAUGUCAGUGAACCAAAUCCUGUUAUUGCUCAACAAAUACGUAGAACUAUUCAGAGUAACGUGGAAACAACAAAAAAUGAGGAUAACGAGGAUCACGAGUGUCCCGAUUGUGGGAAAAAGUAUUCAACAUCGUCAAAUCUUGCAAGACACAGGCAAACUCACAGAUCAUUGGGUGACAAGAAGGCCAGGAGGUGUCCACAUUGUGACAAGGUUUAUGUCAGUAUGCCUGCCUUCAGUAUGCACGUUAGGACACAUAAUCAGGGUUGCAAGUGUCAUUAUUGUGGCAAGUGCUUUUCCAGGCCAUGGUUGCUUCAAGGACACAUACGCACGCACACAGGUGAGAAACCAUUUAAAUGUACGAUCUGUAACAAAGCGUUCGCCGACAAAUCGAAUUUACGCGCACACAUACAAACGCAUUCUAACACGAAACCCCAUGUGUGCGCUAGAUGUGGUAAAGCGUUUGCUUUAAAAUCAUAUCUUUACAAACACGAAGAAUCAUCUUGUAUGAGAGCUCAUCAUAAAUCAUCAAUGGAUAAAAACGAAACUAACGAACGAAAGACGAAUUCAUCAUCAUCAUUAUCAUCAUCUUCAUCAUCAUCAUCGAUAACAACACCUCCAACAACAACUACGGUUAGAACGAACGAGCCUGUAUCAACAGUUUUGGAUAGUUUCAACGAUUUACAACAACGGAAUACGAAAACGACGGCAAUGGCCACGACGAGUACAACAACAACAACAACAACAACGACAACGAGUUCCUGUAUGACUGCAUCACCAACCAGUGUUAUAGUUCCACGUUUGUCUAUUCAACGUGAUCAAAAUUGUCAUUCGUCCGCAUUUUCAGCUAUCAUCAAACACACUGGUGGUAGUGGUGUUAAUGAAUGUGACACUUCACCACCUUCAGCCAAACGUAUGUUCAAAGAAUUACAUGGGAAAUCGCAAGAUAACAAAACUACUGAGAUAGUUUCAAGCAUGGUCAUCAGAACCUCGGUGAUAUCACCCAAUCCAGAACAUUUGGGUAGAUUCAAUGAUCCUAAAAAAUCAUCCAAUAAUUUUGAUUAUAACGAAUCAACGAGAAAUUCUGCUUUCUCGAGACCACCUCCCACUACGAUGACACUAAAUUUAGCUAUCGCGUAAAAUUGGGAAAGACCGAAAUCAAUAUUUUAGGUUAUGUUAUUUAGAUUGUCAAAAAGGUAUCGAUUUUCGACACGUUAUCAUGACAAUGUGCUGAUCUUUUUAAAAAUAAUUUUUCUAAACAAACCAUUAUGUGUAUAUAUAUACCGAGUAUUGUCUAAAGUAUCUUCCUAAUUAGGGACCAUGUAGAAAAUAGUUGUUACUAAUAUUUUAACGUUUCUAGACAUUAUUAUAAUCAUCAUAUUGUUUUUAAAUGGCGUGCUUCUUUUUUAUUACGAUUGAUCAUGUCUUCAAAAUUAUCAGAACUGGCAGAAAUAUUUUUCAAAAUACACGAUUAUGUAUCUCGAAUGGAAUUACAGCGGCCAUAUUGGUACAAUAAUGUUUAGAAUGAAAAUUCAUCGAUACAAUGUUUUGCUUCACGUGCUCUUCAAGGCAGCUGAUUAAAAAAGGAUGCCUCGGAUUGUAAAUAAAUCGUACGAGAGUACUUAGUCAAAAAAAAAAAAAAAA
Molecule: messenger RNA, 2895 nt
Organism: Polistes dominula (European paper wasp)
Lineage: Eukaryota; Metazoa; Arthropoda; Insecta; Hymenoptera; Vespidae
Biological process (GO): regulation of DNA-templated transcription
Molecular function (GO): RNA polymerase II cis-regulatory region sequence-specific DNA binding; DNA-binding transcription factor activity, RNA polymerase II-specific
Source: RefSeq, a predicted model, not a curated record